AUGGUGACUACCAGAUCCUCCACCCGAUUAAGGGCAAAGAUCACAUCGGCAGAAAAGGUUGCGAGUAGUGAAGACCUUUUACAAGAAAUCCUCCUAAGAUUACCCACCAAAACUCUCCUAAGAUUCAAACUCGUAUCAAAACCAUGGCUUUCUCUUAUAUCUAGCACCCAUUUUAGCCUCGCCCACACUCGCUUCCUCCAAAACAAUUGCUCUCUCAAACCUCAAGCUCUCUUCCUUGACAUCCUUUAUAAAAAACUACCUUCAAAGUUCAAGUUCCUUCGUUUAAACCCUAACAUCAGAAGACUUCCCCCUUUUGAUUUUAUUGAUGCGCCACGCAUCAGAAUAAUUCAAUCUUGCGUUGGCUUGCUUCUUUGCGUUUCUGAAAGUGAUUAUCGCUUGAAGUAUUUCAUAUGCAACCCCGCCACCAAAAAGUUCAAGGUGAUCUCCGUUCAUGAACAUGAAGUCAUUUAUAAUAGUUACGAGUAUGUUGCCUACAAGCUAGGCCUUGAUCCUUCCCAAUCAGCUAAGUUAUUUAUGGAUUAUGAUCAACGUUCUAGUGUUAAUUUGGCUUUUGAUCCUACAAUUGAGGUUCGUCAGCAUGUUGGUGUCAAUUUGGCCUUUGAUCCGCUCAUAUCACCUCAUUAUAAGAUUUUUUCUAUAUGGCAGCAACUAUUAUAUAGCAAAGAUCAUGAAAGUACUACAUGUUACAUAUUUCCUACAUACUUCAUCGACAUAUAUUCUUCAGAGACCAAUUCUUGGAGUGCUUCAAAAAUCAAAUUCAAUUCGAAGCAUGAUAUAAAUAUUGAUCGUGGUGUUUUUUUGAAUGGCGCAAUUCAUUGGGAUUGUGCUGAUACUCAAUCAUGGUACAUUGAUGUAAACAAUGAAUGCAUGAAGACAAUGCCAAUGCCUAGAGUACAUAGUGGGUUUCGCUAUUUCGGAGAGUCUGGAGGACAUUUACACCUUGUUGUUGCAACUGGGUUUUCUCAAUUAAAAUUUAAAAUUUUCGAGAUGGAGGAAGAUUAUUCAAAAUGGUACUUGAAGCAUAAUGUACACCUUGAAGCUGAAACGUUUACUGUCGUCCCCAGGCGCCAGCAAAGUCGAAUGCGUAGUUAUCUUCUAUCUUGUGUUGUUCAAUAUGAUGAGGACGAAGGGGAUUCAAUUUUAGUAGUACUUCCAAAUGGUUUUGCAAUUUCCUAUAAUUUGGAAGAGGGGAUGGUGAAGAGGGUGCGUUGUUCCAACAUAGACAAAGAUCGACAUGGUGGUGGCAGAUUUCAUGCCUUCCCGUACUUUGAGACCCUAUCUUGCCUCUGA
Messenger RNA from Theobroma umbraticum, 1311 nucleotides. The record is from RefSeq and is a predicted model, not a curated record. Lineage: Eukaryota; Viridiplantae; Streptophyta; Magnoliopsida; Malvales; Malvaceae.